Messenger RNA from Trichophyton benhamiae CBS 112371, 843 nucleotides. RefSeq lists its product as uncharacterized. The record is from RefSeq and is a predicted model, not a curated record. NCBI's taxonomy places the organism in Eukaryota, Fungi, Ascomycota, Eurotiomycetes, Onygenales, Arthrodermataceae. The coding region runs from base 1 to 843 and encodes 280 amino acids. The transcript has 2 exons.
AUGUCCGUUCCCCGCGUCCUCCUGCUCGGCGGGCACGGCAAGAUUGCUCUCUUCCUGACCCCCCUCCUGCUCGCCCGCGGCUGGGACGUCAUCAGCGCCGUCCGCGACCCCAAGCAUGAAUCCGAUAUCCUCAAGUUCAACAAGGGCGACGGCGGCAGCAAUGGCAAAGUGAGCAUCUCGCUGUCCGACCUGGAGAAGAUCAAGAGCAGCGAUGAUGCUGCCGGCGUCAUAGCCGCGGCUAAACCAGACUACGUCGUCUGGGCUGCUGGAGCCGGCGGCAAAGGCCCCGUCGAUCGUACCUAUGCCAUCGACCAAGACGCAGCGAAACACUUCAUCCACGCCAUCAUGGCCAGGCCCAACAACAUCAGAAAGUUUCUACUGAUCUCGCACAUUGGAAGCCGGCGCAAGCCCGCUCCCUGGUGGUCGUCUGCAGACUGGGAGUCGGUCGACCGCAUCAAGGCCGCACUGCCCGAUUACUACAAGGCCAAGCUCGAUGCGGACGAGUACUUCUCCGUGAUGGCAGCGCAGCGCAGAGAGAAGCACGGAGAUACUGACUUCCAAGCAAUCAAUCUACGCCCUACCACGCUCUCUGACGAUCCUGCGACGGGUAAAGUUGAGUUUGGGCGUACAGGGACAGGCGACCGGCUGCCCAUUUCGCGUGAAGACGUCGCCAUUGUGGCUGACGAGGUCCUAGCUUGUUCGAGUGUGAGGGGGUAUCAGGAUCUGAUCAGUGGCCAGACGCCCAUUAGAGAGGCGGUUGAGAAAGUGGGGAGAUCGGGUCUCUGUUGCUUCGAGGGAGAAGAUCUCGAAGCCAUGCGCGAGAGGUUUAGGGAGUCUCUCUAA